Messenger RNA from Triplophysa rosa, 3746 nucleotides. It is a transcript of the gene gpr137c, whose product is annotated as G protein-coupled receptor 137c. NCBI's taxonomy places the organism in Eukaryota, Metazoa, Chordata, Actinopteri, Cypriniformes, Nemacheilidae. Bases 281 to 1579 code for a protein of 432 amino acids. Gene Ontology annotation, cellular component: lysosomal membrane. The record is from RefSeq and is a predicted model, not a curated record. The transcript is spliced from 7 exons. Gene Ontology annotation, biological process: positive regulation of TORC1 signaling.
UCAGAGAGAGCUUCUUUGUGGAGGGGUCUCUGUUUUUUACUUAUUUGAUUCUUAUUUGAUCUCGCUUAUGAACAUCCAAUCAUCUGUGCUCAUCUCAUCAUCUAAUAGGAUACCAACUUAGGACACUCUGUAUAAUUGUAUUGUCUAUCUUAUAUGUCACGUGUAAUUAAGUUUGACGUUUCUCAGAUUCAUAUACAUUUCUGACGUCUACAUGAAAAGUUUGGGGCAGUUUUAACGCUUUAUUAGAGCGUUCUGGAUAAGUCGCGCGCAUCCCGUCGAUAUGUUGUUUUUUCUACAAAACCAGGUCAGUGUUUGGACGGACCCAUCAUCAUCAUCAGAAACAGCAGUCGAACAGAUCGGGGCUGCUGUCCCCCCGUCCGUGCAGCUCGGGCUCACGGUGCUCUACACGGUCCUGUACUCGCUGCUCUUCGCGUUUGUUUACCUGCAGCUCUGGUUGAUUCUGCACUACGGACACAAGCGCUUCAGCUACCAGGCUGUUUUUCUCUUCCUUUGCUUGCUGUGGUCGGCUCUGAGGACGACACUCUUCUCGUUCUACUUUAAAAAUGUUGUGGAGGCGAACCGGCUGCAGCCUUUGCCUUUCUGGCUCUUGUAUUGUUUUCCAGUCUGCCUGCAAUUCUUUACACUGUGUCUGCUCAACCUUUAUUUCACUCAGGUGAUAUUUAAAGCCAAAGCCAAAUAUUCCCCGGAACUAAACAAGUACAAGGUACCUCUGCGUCUGGGUUUUCUACUGGCCAGUAUCUUUUUCCUGGUGGUGAAUGUGACGUGCGCCAUGCUGGUUCAGGAUGGCGCGGGCGAGAGUCAGGUGAAAGAUGCCGUACUAGCGCGAGUGCUGAUCAACGACAGCCUCUUCGUGCUGUGUGCAAUCUCACUCGCCAUCUGCAUUUUCAAGAUCGCUAAAAUGUCUUCUGCCAACGUCUACUUGGAGUCAAAGGGGACAUCAGUAUGUCAGGCUACGGUCAUUGGGGCAGUGGUCAUCCUUCUGUACACCUCUAGAGCCUGUUAUAACCUGGUUGUGGUGGCUCUUUCUCCUGAAGAUCGGCCCAGCCCGUUCAAUUACAGCUGGUACAAUGUAUCUGACCAGGCCGAUGCGGACAAGAUCAAUGGAGAAGCCUACGUGGUCUUCGGGGUCAUUUUGUUCUUCUGGGAAUUGCUGCCCACCAGUCUGGUCGUGUUGUUCUUCAGAGUGCAGCGGCCCAAUCAGAACCUGACGCCCGGUGGUAUGAUCAACAGUCACAGCUUUAGUUCCAGGGCGUAUUUCUUUGACAACCCUCGGCGCUACGAUAGUGACGACGACUUGUCUAGAAACACAUCUACGCGAGGAGAAAGAUGCAGUAUCAUGUCAUCCACACCUCAAGCGGGCCCAAGUUGGUACGGUUCGAUCCAGAGGAACGGCAGCCUGACGGGAAUCCCCCACCUGCUGAACGGACCUCAAACAUCAACCGCCCCCCUUCUCUUCGCUUGCGGCAACAUUCAGACCAACCAACACCAUAACUACUAUUCCACACCCCAGAAUUACUACUCGCCCUCUCAGACACACUACGCCACCCCUCAGAAUUAAUGCUGGAUUUAUCUAGACUCGGACUGGACCGCAAGUCUCUCGGACAUCUUUAAACAAUGCUUGUGGGUGUCUUUCCCUUUAUUCAAAUGAUCCGCCAUCUGCAGUGCACCGGCCUAGCGAGCGGAUUUAAAGGGACCAUAAAUGAGGUGACACAGCUGAUAUGACACUAAACAGUGCACUUUAUGUCAGAGUUUCUUUGUGGUAUACUGGCGAGGUUCAGCGGUAAGCGCAACUGACCAAAAGCUCCCUAAAGAUGUUCCCGUCCCUCUGUUUUCCUUAAAACUACCGAUUUCAUCAGACGUUCAUGGGUUCAAAACACAAUGAUAUCCCAAGAGUCUGUGGCACAUGGACUCCUCUCAGCGUGUUUGGAUGUGUUUUUUGCACUUAUUGUGGGCCUGUAUUUUGUGUUUGGAUGGAUAGAAUAGUUCAAGAGCGUUUAUUAUAUUCUCUUUGAGAAAGAGCCCGUUGAGAUUGUCCUAUGUCUUUCUUCCAAGAGGUUUUUGGAGACCAAGUGAAAAGAAUUAUCAAUAUUUCGGGUACGUCCAGGGGCGUCACUCACUAGGUACUAUGAUCCAAUUUGUGCACUACACAUGAAAUUCAUGUGACUUUCAAUAUUAUUACUUUGCCAAAGAGCCUGUGUUUAAAUCCAGGCUUCAGCAGAUUUCCAUGCUUCCCAAAGGUGAAGAAUGCGAAAGACGAGAUGAAAAAUCGAGCGUUGAUUUUUCUUGUGGUGUGUUUGAAUGUACCAAGCGUGAAUAGAAGGCUAACUCUACUUACACUGUCUUAUAUUUAGGUACUUAACUAGGCUUGUGGACGAAUCUACCCACGUAUUUUCAGUACGCAUAUACUGUCGUGACAUCUUUCAUCAAAAUCCAGCUCAUUGUAUCAAGCAUAUCAUUCUCCAGGGAUGCCUAAAAUGGUGCCAUCGUAAAACUUUCCUAGAGAAAAACACAUUGCACAUUGUUUGUAUGUUUCAUAAGCUUUAUUCCUACAUAAUUGUAUUUCUGGAACGUGAUUGGUCAGCAGUUGAUCGUCUAUAUCCAGAUUAAGUGAAACGCCCCCUUCCAUUCCACUAAAAAGGAAUUUUGUUUUUUAGUAAAUGAAAAAAUAUUUGUCUAUUUUUAUCGAUUUGCUUCCCCAUGUGCAUUACGGACUACGUGAAGUUGACAAUCAUUUGGCUUAUGCAAUCAUUAAAUGUGUAGCCGCGUGGGGGUCCAUGUUUUAAAGAGCCCAAUCUGAGUUUAUAUCACAUACAACGAACGAAUGAGACUGUAAGGUUGGAGCUCUAAUGGUUUAGGCCACCUGCUCUAAAAUUAUUUUUAAUUACAUUUAUUUUAAUUUUAAAUUGUAUCAUGCAGGGUUUUGAUGAUCUGGUAUAAAAAAGUGGUUGGAUUUUAAUUGAUUGGAUUUUUAAAAUCAGCCUCAAGUGACUUUAAUUCCCUAUAGCUUAUUGUUUUCCAGCUGAUGUGUAGCAUAUGUGUGAAGCUAUUCAGGUAGGACUGAACAGUGAGCAUCAAUUGAUGGGAUUGUGCAUUUAAUGCCGAGUCAUACGCGUAGUUCUAGGGAUUGUGGUCGGUUCAGUGUGAUGUCAUUUCCUGGCAUAAAAAGAGGCUGUGUAUGAGUUUGUUUUCGUUAUUUUUUUCUGAUUAAAAAAUAUUUUACUGUGAAAUGUAUCAUAUUGUUUCUCGUGUCUUGCAAAAGAGCAAGUUAAGCUUUUAUUAUAAUUUCUUUAAAUGUUUUGUUCGAGGCCAAUGAAUGUAACUUGUUUACCCAUGUUCAUAGUCCAUUAAAGAUGUACACAAGCACUACCAUUUCAAAAAUAAAAGUUUUAUUGCACUGUUUUAGUAAAAAAGUUGAUUUGUCUUAUUGUGUUUCAUGUUGUAAUUCUUAAUGACAGUUGUGUAAUAUAUUGAAGACAAAAUUGUAAAAAUAAAAACCCUCAGAAAUUUCACUACAAAAGUCCAAACAUCAAAGCAUUAAGGGAUAGUUCACCCAAAAAUUAAAAUUCUGUCAUUAUUUACUCACCUUCUCAUUUCAAACCUGUUUGACUUUCGUUCUUCUGCAGAACACAGACGAAGAUAUUUUGAAGAAUGUUGGUAACAGAGAACCAUUGGUCCACUUUGACUUGCAUUGGUUUUGUGACUGUGCAAUAGAAGUCAAUGGGGAC